AUGUUAGAUGCCUCUGCCGGUGGGAGUAUCAAGUGGAAGACGCCAGAGGAAGCUUAUGAGUUAAUAGAGAAUAUGGCCGCCAAUGAUAAUGAAGCUUACACUGAGAGAGCCCAUUCUCAAAAGAAGGGUAUUCUAGAGCUUCAAUCUCAAGAUGCUCUAUUGGCUCAAAACAAGAUUAUGACUCAGCAGUUGGAGACCCUGAUGAAGAAAUUGUCACAACUUCCUCAAGAGCUUCAAAAUGCCUCUGUAGCUCAACUCCAACAAGUGCAAAGUUGUGAGUUAUGUGGAGGAAACCAUACCAAUGGGCAAUGUGCUAUGCCAAGCACAUCUCAAGAGGAAGUUAGUUAUAUGGGCAAUCAAGGCCGACCAGGGAACUAUAAUCAAGGAUGGAAACCUCACCAAAACAUGAGCCAAGCAGGACUUUCCAAUAGGCCCCCACAUCAACAAACUUACCAACAUCCCUCUUUGACUGACAGAACCUCAAAGCUUGAGGACAUGAUGCAACAGUUCUUGCAGAUGUCAAUUCAAAAUCAAAAGAACACUGAUGCAUCAAUAAAAAACUUGGAGGUGCAAGUAGGGCAAUUAGCCAAGCAAUUGGCUGAUCAACGAGGAAGUUCUUUUUCCGCCAACACUGAAGCCAACCCCAAAGAACAAUGUAAGGCCAUCUUCACUAGAAGCGGAAAGGAGGUUGGACUAGCACUGCAACAAAUACCCUCUUAUUCAAAGUUCAUGAAGGAGUUCCUUGGCAAAAAGAAGAAAUACAUAGAAGAGGAAACCAUUGAAGUGCAAGGGAAUUGUAGUGCCAUUAUUCAGAAAAAUCUUCCUUCAAAAUUAAAGGAUCCGGGUAGCUUCACCAUCCCCUGCACCAUUGGAAAUCAAGAUAUGGGGAAAGCUCUUGUUGACUUAGGGGCUAGCAUUAAUUUGAUGCCCCUAUCUAUGCUUAGAAAGAUUGGUGGUCUCGAAACCAAGCCAACAAGGAUGACCUUGCAACUAGCAGAUAGCUCCAUCAAAUACCCUUAUGCCGUGGUGGAAGAUGUGGUGGUGCAGAUAGAUAAGCUCAAGUUCCCGGUUGAUUUUGUGGUGAUGGAAAUGGAGAAAGAUGAAGGGGUACCACUCAUUCUUGGGAGGCCAUUCAUGAAGACAGCCAAGGUUGUCAUCAAUGUGGAUGAGGGAACACUGAAAUUGAAGGACUAA
Molecule: messenger RNA, 1194 nt
Organism: Vigna unguiculata (cowpea)
Lineage: Eukaryota; Viridiplantae; Streptophyta; Magnoliopsida; Fabales; Fabaceae
Source: RefSeq, a predicted model, not a curated record